AUGGGCGAUGGGUUUGCGCUCCGCGUGCGACAUUCUUACACCGUGCACGGUGGAGCACCAGUUUCGCCGGCCGAGUUCCAGCGCCUGCAGACGAACCGGUUCCUCGGUGGGUACGUGCGCGUGUCCGGCUUGGGGCAGUCGUUCGGAGCGGUGCGGCUGCGCGAACUGUUUGGGACGUAUGGCCUCCUGAGGGAUGUGUCCGUGCUGCGGGAUCAGGACCGAGAGCCGCUCGGUUGGGCGAUAUUGCGCUACCAGAGCGAUAAACAGGCUCUUUUCGUCUCCCGCAUUAUGGACAACACCGUGGUGGACGAUACUCGUCUCAAGGUCGUGAAGCAGUCCAACCAACUAUUGCCGUUCACUGACGCUGUUCCGAUCGACUUGAGCACAGCAUUUAUUCCGGCGGUGGCUACCUCAGCGGCUGCCACAUCCCUCUUCCCAAGAGUCUGGUUGGGUGUGUAA
Anopheles gambiae (African malaria mosquito) is the source of this 459-nucleotide messenger RNA. RefSeq lists its product as uncharacterized. The record is from RefSeq and is a predicted model, not a curated record. The coding region runs from base 1 to 459 and encodes 152 amino acids. The transcript has 2 exons. Gene Ontology annotation, molecular function: RNA binding. NCBI's taxonomy places the organism in Eukaryota, Metazoa, Arthropoda, Insecta, Diptera, Culicidae.